AUUAUCUUCAAGUAAUUAACCCAACAGUCCCAACUGGCGUUCCAUAUACUUGUAAUUGACGGUCACAUCAAAGAAACAGUGUCAGUGAAAGAACUAACCGGUUAGGUUACAAUUUUGACGAAAAUUACAUGUUGUUGUGGAGCUGUCUAAGAUAUCAGAGUUCUUUCUUCCAACCACUGACUGUAAUCCAAUCAGCUGUGGGUGAUUACUGAUUAUCAUCCAAAUAGAGCACAGAAAGAGAACUGAUGAGAUGGCUAAGGAAAGGGAACAAAAGGUGACCUUAAUCAAAGACUUGCGACCUGGAUUGAAGAAUCUACAGAUCACUUUCAUUGUCCUUGAUAUUGAGAGGCCUACAAAGACCAAAGACGGGCAUGAGGUGAGGUCGUGUAAGGUGGCUGAUAAAACGGGAAGUAUCAAUAUGUCUUUAUGGGAUGAGCUUGGAGAAAUCAUUCAGAGUGGAGACAUCAUCAGAUUGACAAAAGGGUAUUCUUCAAUGUACAGAAAUCAUCUGACUCUCUACAGUGGACAGGCUGGGAAACUUCAAAAAGUUGGAGAGUACUGUAUGAUAUUCUCAGAGACUCCCAACAUGAGUGAACCUAAUCCUGAAUUCCUUGCUCAAGCAAAAAUAAAUAUGCAAGAUGGAAGAAGCAACUCGCCCACAGGUAGUAAUCAAGGAAUGGUUCAACAGGGCCCUAAUAAACCAAGCAAUGGUGUUAGGUUGGGAAACAGUGGUGGCCCUCCUGGUAAUAUGGACCAACAGCAUCAACGUCCUCCUACACCCCCACCCCAGGGAUUCCCCCACCAGCCCCACCAAGCUAUCCGAGGAGGGCGGGGUCAUAUCCCCCCUAACAGAGGUGCAUUUGCAGGAAGAAGUCGAGGAAGGAGAGGACGAUAGUGCCUUGCCUAUGUGGUAUAUGAAUAACAAACUGACUGAAGAUAAUGAUGGCUCCAUCUAUAGUGACUGCAAAGACAAUGUUAAAACUCUGAAUGUUGGUGCUGUUUAACUCUUGUGAGAGUCUUGAACACAUAUUUGGAUGUCAAUGAUUCUGUGGAUGGAUGUUCGACUACAGCUGCCUUCUACCAUAUAUGUUGUACUCAGUGUGAACACAAACUUUAUUUUGUGAUAGAUCAAAGAUGUCUGUGAUCUGAGCCAGACCCCAAAUCAACUUGGCAGUUGAUGUGGAGAACUUGUAGUUUGCACCAAUCUAGAGCCUGGUUGGUGAACCCCCCAGCGCAACGGUGAAAUGUAUUAUGUGCUGACCAAUUCAUCAUUGUGUCCAAGGUUUUUUUUGUGGGGCAAAAUAUUUUUAAAUUACAGGUAGUUUCUUUGAAUAUUGUGUCAGAUCUUUUGAAAAUUUACUUGCUACUGCGAUCAUCAUUAUUACCCACGUAAUUGGUUCCUCCUAAACUUAAUUAUACAAAUUGUUCAUAAAAGAUAUUUUUGAAAAUUUUUCAAAUGAGUGUAUUCCAUUGAAUAGCAUUAUCAGAAGUCUCUAAGUGCUCUGCAGUAAUGCAGCAUAAUUACCCUGGCUUUAGCAGAGCAACUCAUACGUGCACUGUGUUUCAAGGAAUGAAUUUUUGCCAGGUACCCAUUUACCUCACCUGGGUUAAGUGCAGCAAAAUAUGGAUCAAUUUCUUGCUGAAGGAAAUUACGCCAUGGCUGAGAUUCAAACCCAAUAAUUUCUGUUUCAAUGUCUAGAGCCUAAUCCACUGGGUCACAAGGCUCUACAGUAAUUGAUGGUAUCAGUUCUCUUUGUCAAUGAUGUGUUUUGAACUUUUUGUUUUUAACACAAUUUGAAAAUUUAUAUUUCAUUUGUAAUUUUCAGUAAUGCCUUAGAAUCACAUCCAUAAAGCUUGGACAUCACAUUGAACCCACCCCUCUUAUCUUGUUUUAGCAUUGUUGUCAAAUAUGUUUUGCUUUGCUCUUGUAAUUUUUAAAAUUGUCCAAUGAACUUUGACCAUGUUGUGGUAUCGUCAUAAUAAAAAAUUGAUUAAAAAAUAUUAAGAUUUUGAAUUUUGUAUCAGAUGAUUUUGAAAGUACAAGUCCUUAUUUGAUGAAACUUGCAUAGUAUUGGUUAUCAAGUAUCAGCAAAGAGAUGAAUAAUAUUUCAGGUCACUCAACCAAAAUCAAAGUUCGCUAGAGGUCAAUGAACUGGUAUCAACUUAAAAACUUAACCAAAUUUUAAAGACCCUUACCAGACCUGAAAUAGAAAUUGACAAAUCAUACAUUUACCAAUCUUAAGCUUAAACAAAAUAUAUCAAUAAAAGCCUUUCAACUACUUGCCAAAUUAGUAUUUUGUUUGAGAAUAUCUCCAAUUAUCAGGGUUCAAAAUAUUUUUUUUUAAUAGACAGCAUUUUAGGCCAAAUAAGCACCAAACAAGGAAUCACAAAAUCUUGUAGGUCUUCACACUCUUCACCCAUUUGAGCACUGAAAUAUUGUCAGUGUCAUUUCCCUCUGCAAAUUGUAAAAAGCAAUUAAUUAAUAAUCUGAAAAUCAAGAAAAUUAUUGAUAUUUUCUGCCAACGAUCCUAUAUAAUCACAAUGCUCCUGACACAGAGUGAUGUCACAUAAUUAAGGCUGUUAAGCACAAUAAAACCUCAUUUUGAAACCCCCUAAUUCGAGUUUUUCUGAAGCAAAAUACUUGGCAAGUAAGCGAUUGAUAUGCAUGAAAGUUACAUUGCUGUACUUUGUAGCUUAUAUAGAGUUUACAUUUGUGAAUUUUCUUAUCAGCUCAACAGGUUUUUUGAAUUUUCAAAAUGUUUUGAAAAUUGAAAUAGUAAGUCUUUAUUCUGUUGGAUUUUGAUAUAAUGUUUGUCAGGUAUCAUCAUUUUUCAUAAUUAUGUUUGGUCAAAGUAUAGGUCAUCUCAAAUCAAUCAAAUUGGAUAAGAAUAGACAUUUGUUCAUUACUUGAAAAUUAAUUUAAACAGUGAAACUUGUAUAAAAUGGUUAUUGGGUAUAUGUAGAUUUGUAAGUCCAGAUUAAAGGUCAUUUUAGGUCAACAAAUUCAAAAAUUAUGAUUAAAUUUAUUUCUUAUUGGUUGUCAUCAAAGUCAGCACUGCUGCAAUUUUAAAUUGCAUAAUACAGGCAAGACUGGCAGAGGUGUUCCACCUGUUUGCUUAAAAAUCAAAUCAAGAAUUCUUUGAAGGCAAGUCCACUUUGAAUAAAUAGAGAAAAUUAAAACAGGAAUUAGUAUGAAAAUUUCAACCAUAUCGGGUGGAAUAUUAGAGAACAAUGAUGUUGUAAAUUUCGCUUAUUUUCACAAACCGGUUGGCGAUGUGCAAAUGAGAAAGUUGUUUUUUUUUCACACAGAAUUUCUUUUUUAUUUGAUGAUAUGAAACGAGAAUGUUUCAAUUUUUUACAAAUUUGACAAUAAGGAAGCAUCUCCAUGGAAUGAAAACAGGUUUCAUCAAUGGCAAUCCCACAUAUUCAAGGAGGAAACAAGCCAUGUUUCGCAUUAUAAUUAGGAAAAAUUAAGGCAUUUCAGAUUUCGUAAUAUGAAAAAAAAAUAGUGAGUCAGUGACAUCAGUUCCCUUCAUUAGCAUACUGACCAGGGGCCUGUCUCACAAAGAGUUCCGAUCAAUCGCAACUAUGGACAGCAAGCAACGUCAACAUCUAUUAUGCAUGUAUAUUCAUGCAGUCAUUGUUUUCUUUAAAAUUCCCUGUUUCUCUUUGUUUACAAAGGACACUGCAAAUUUCCUUUGGAAAAAAUUAUGACAUUGAUGGAUUUCCAUAGAGUUACAAUUGAUUGAAUCAAUCGUAACUCUUUGUAAGACGGGCCCAGAAUGGUCAUUGGUCAUAUAAUUGUUUUGUGGAUAAAGUGGACCUUUAAAACUGCAUAAAUUUCUUAUUUUACAGUAAAAAUAUGGCAUAUUCCAGCUCCUUCAUCAUUUGUUGGAAAGGGGUGGGGGCUGCAAGACCAGCUAAAGAGAAUGUCGUUAUUUUCCCGAAAAAGGGGGGCAUUAUAGCAUUAAAUUACCCAGAACUAUCUAUUUAUAAUCUCCUUUCUUUUCCCCCAUCUUAUUAUCCUUUUUUUUACUGCUUGAAAAUCAAUAAGGGCUGGUCCCCCCCCCCAUUGCCCCUGUCACUCUACCCCUGAGAUUGUACUAUGUAUUUGUAAUGCACACUUUCUGAUACAAUGUCAAGGUGCUUUAUAUACAGAUUAUCAUUACUCAGGCCAUUGGAUUCAAUCAGUCUUGCUCACACAAUAUGUACACACACUCUCCACACCCUGGAGAUUCUGUCUGCUACUGUGAAAUGAUGUAGCAUAAAAAUGUCCAUGGCCAUCAUAAUUGAAAUUCUGGAACAUAUUUUCUUUUUAUUACGAUUUUUAAAACAUAACUUCCAGUUGUGCUCAAAAGUUAGUGAACCCCACCACAAAAUGCACUCUUUCAUGCUGAGUGUUGUAUGUAGACAACACUACAAUGUUCGGUGAGCCCAGAGGAACGAACUUCAUUGAAUGUAAUUCAAUCACCUGACUUAACAAUUAAAUCUCUAAAACAUGACAGAACGUGAACUCCUUAAAUAUGUUCAUUGUCUGGUGGGUUUCACUAACUUUUGAGCACCACUAUAAUAUGAAAAGCUAGGACUAAAAUUAUGUCUCUGUUAUACAGAAACUGUAUCUGAUGCCCGAUGUUUGUGUUGAUACCAACCAAUGUACUUGAAAUAUGCUAUGUUUAUAAAAUUGAAAUUUUCAUAUGAAAUAUAGAUGAUGUCAAUGUAUCUCUGGGA
This is a messenger RNA of Lytechinus pictus (painted urchin), 4728 nucleotides long. RefSeq names its product SOSS complex subunit B1-A-like. Bases 251 to 895 code for a protein of 214 amino acids. NCBI's taxonomy places the organism in Eukaryota, Metazoa, Echinodermata, Echinoidea, Temnopleuroida, Toxopneustidae. Gene Ontology annotation, biological process: double-strand break repair via homologous recombination; response to ionizing radiation; mitotic cell cycle checkpoint signaling. The record is from RefSeq and is a predicted model, not a curated record. Gene Ontology annotation, molecular function: DNA binding. Gene Ontology annotation, cellular component: SOSS complex. The transcript is spliced from 7 exons.